CCUCUUCGCUCCUCCCCUUGCCUGUAGCGACGUCGGAACAAGGCCUGUAGUUAGUACUCAGACCCUGUUUUCUCCGGUUUUUAGUUUUCUACAAACAUGGCCACUGCAGCUAUCUCCCGGCCUGUGAAGAUCGGGAUUAUUGGUGGAACUGGUCUAGAUGAUCCUGAAAUUUUGGAAGGAAGAACUGAAAAAUAUGUUGACACACCAUAUGGCAAGCCAUCAGAUGCCUUGAUUUUGGGGAAGAUAAAAAAUGUUGACUGUGUCCUGCUUGCAAGACAUGGAAGGCAGCAUACCAUCAUGCCUUCAAAUAUCAACUUCCAAGCAAACAUUUGGGCCUUAAAGGAAGAGGGCUGCACUCACAUUAUAGUGACUACUGCUUGUGGCUCUUUAAGAGAAGAAAUUCAACCUGGAGAUAUUGUAAUAAUUGACCAGUUUAUUGACAGGACAACCAAAAGACCUCAAACCUUCUAUGAUGGAAGCCAUGCCUGCUCUGGAGGAGUGUGUCACAUUCCAAUGGCUGAGCCAUUUUGUUCUAAAACCAGAGAGGUUCUCAUAGAGACUGCUAAGAAACUUGGACUCAAGUGUCACUCAAAGGGAACAAUGGUAACCGUGGAGGGACCCCGUUUUAGUUCUCGGGCAGAAAGCUUAAUGUUCCGUGUUUGGGGAGGAGAUCUUAUCAACAUGACAACAGUUCCAGAGGUCGUGCUUGCCAGAGAAGCUGGAAUUUGCUAUGCAGCCAUUGCUAUGGCAACAGAUUAUGAUUGCUGGAAAGAGCAUGAAGAGGCGGUUUCGGUUGAUAAUGUCAUGAAGACUCUGAAAGAAAAUUCAAAUAAGGCCACUAGUUUACUUCUUACUGCAAUACCACAGAUUGGGUCUAUGGAAUGGAAAGAAACCCUGUGCAGCAUGAAGCAUGUGGUCCAGUUUUCCAUCAUUUUACCAAGACAGUGAAAUGGUGUGGAUACUCUGAGGAACAGAAGAGGUCCCUUCUUCAGUAUUUUCCAGGAUGUAUAAUUGCCACAAAUAAUAGAGAAUCACAUUCUCUGUGCCACUUGUGGUGGUAAAAGACCACAUUUCCUCAGAGAUUUUACUUCUAUGGCAUGGUAGCUUCAGAAGUAAGUAAGCCUGCAGAUUUCAAAAGGUACUUGAAAGCAAGCUACCAUUCCAGUAUCUUUAAUGUUUACAAGUCUAGAAGAAGGAUUAUGAAAAUGGAUCAUUUCUCCCAACAUUAAAUGCUAACAAUAUAUAUUUGUGCUCCCAAAAGGAAGUAGGUAGUUUCCUGAGUCUUUUCUACCAGAAAAGAAUUUGGCCUUCAUUUUCAUUACCUAUAUAUCCAAGAAAAAAUAUUUUUAUCUAGAAAUGAAGACAAUUCAAGAAAACAUGCAUGUUAGUAUCAGGCAUUUUAUUGUUGGCAUUUCAUCUAUUUUUUUAAUCUUUGCUGCUUUUGUGAAUCCAUGAAUUCAUUCACUUAUGUUUUAUUAAUUUGAACUUUUUUAUUUUUAAUGAAAUCAUUUUCUUCCCUACCAUAAAGUUAAACUUUUUUUUUAAAUUUAUGAUUGAUAUUGAACAGAAUUUCUGAGGCAAACCAUUUGAACUUGACAAAUGUUUGUUUGACAACAAAACAUUCUUUAAAGUUCAUAAGCCUUUGUCUGUUGUUUGAAAUGUUUGUGAUCAUGUUUCAGUUCUGUGCUUUGU
Messenger RNA from Sarcophilus harrisii (Tasmanian devil), 1692 nucleotides. It is a transcript of the gene MTAP, whose product is annotated as methylthioadenosine phosphorylase. The record is from RefSeq and is a predicted model, not a curated record. Gene Ontology annotation, biological process: nucleoside metabolic process. Gene Ontology annotation, molecular function: S-methyl-5-thioadenosine phosphorylase activity. Bases 97 to 948 code for a protein of 283 amino acids. The transcript has 8 exons. Gene Ontology annotation, cellular component: cytosol. NCBI's taxonomy places the organism in Eukaryota, Metazoa, Chordata, Mammalia, Dasyuromorphia, Dasyuridae.